Aspergillus neoniger CBS 115656 is the source of this 1026-nucleotide messenger RNA. RefSeq names its product ankyrin repeat protein. Gene Ontology annotation, molecular function: protein binding. The transcript is spliced from 2 exons. The record is from RefSeq and is a predicted model, not a curated record. The coding region runs from base 234 to 890 and encodes 218 amino acids. Lineage: Eukaryota; Fungi; Ascomycota; Eurotiomycetes; Eurotiales; Aspergillaceae.
UUGCGCGACGAAAAAUGAGAGAAAAAAGUUGAGUCACCGUCAGCCUCGAUCGGGGUCCCAAAGUAGGAGUUUCUUAUCGAAGAUGCGGGGCAGCGAUCCUUUUUUGAAAAAGCGCUUUUUUCCGCCCGCGCCACUUUCAUCCGCCCAUCUCGAUUCACUGAACACAUCCUGCCUUCACUUCUCCAUUACCACUUCAUUUGGAAUUAUUGUGUGACUCAAGUGAAACCGGCGCUAUGACUCAACCCAACCCUUACGUUCUGGCCGCCGAUAAUCCGGGCGCCGUCCUGACUCUAUUGCAGUCCAACCCCUCCAUCGCCUCGAACCAGGAUGAGCACGGAUAUUCAUUACUCCAUGCUGCGGCUUCUUACGGACACAUCGACCUGCUACGCGCUCUUGUGAAGGACUACAACGUGGACGUUAACCUGCUCGACGAGGAUGGUGAAACCUGCCUGUUUGUGACGGAAAGCCUCGACAUUGCGAAAUGCCUGGUUGAGGAACUGGGCGUGGACUACAACAAGAGAAACGACGAGGGCCUCGCAGCCUAUGAGACUAUUGAGAGCGAUGGCUCUUUCCCGCAAAUUGCUGCUUAUCUGCGGCAAGUCGCAGGCGUGCCAGAGCCAGAGGUCGACUCGGCUGGCGACGCACUAAACCCGGCUCCGCCGCUUCCCCCGAACAUUCAGAUGAACCUGGGCACAGUGUCGGAACAGGAGGCUAGCGCAGGAAUGGACGAGGUGGACCCCGAGUUCAAGCGGCGCAUUGAUGAGCUGGCAGCGCGUGAGGAUUUCCACAGCGAAGCUACGCAAAGCCAACUACGCCAGUUGGUCAUGGAUGCUAUUUCGGGCUCCGGUAUCAACACCCAGGAGCGUGAGGUGCGCCGCAGGACGGAUUAAGGAGCAUAAUAUAGCAGAUUGCCAGUAUACUGCGGCCCUCUGGCAACACUGGAUACCCAGUUUCCUGCUUAGAGGUUUCGGAGGUCUUCCGGAGAGGCCGUUUACGUCUCGCAUCAAUUCGCGCCUAGGGCCUCGG